Molecule: messenger RNA, 2694 nt
Organism: Eimeria acervulina
Lineage: Eukaryota; Apicomplexa; Conoidasida; Eucoccidiorida; Eimeriidae
Exons: 12
Coding region: 1-2694 (897 amino acids)
Biological process (GO): cellular response to heat
Cellular component (GO): cytoplasm
Molecular function (GO): ATP hydrolysis activity; ATP binding
Source: RefSeq, a predicted model, not a curated record
AUGGAUCCAGCUUCCUGGACCGGGUUGGUGAGGAAGGUGUACACUACAGCACAGGACAUAUGCCGGGAACGUGGAGCUCCACAAAUCGACCCGCUUCACCUCUUAGCUGCACUCCUACAAGAUCCGCAGCAGCUCCCUACCCAGGCGCUGCGGAGGGUCGGUGCUGACCUGCCACUUCUUCAUGAACAAGUAGAUCUCGAAAUUUCGAAGUUCCCAGCACAGAAUCCCCCACCGGAAUACAUAGGGCCCAACCAUGCAUGCACAGCUGUGUUUCGCCAGGCGAAAACCAUUCAGACUGAGAUGAAGGACACUCACCUAGCGGUUGACCAUUUGCUGUUGGCGGUAUGUGAAAACCGCACGGUCAAGCAUGCUCUUCAGGCAGCUGGCUGCGAUUUCAAGAAGUUGAAGGAAGUUUGCAUGAAAAUUCGCGCCGGAGCGCGAGUGACAGGCGAAGGGGCGGACCAGAACUUCGAUGCGCUAACGAAAUAUGGAAUAGACUUCACUGACUUAGCAGAGCAGGGGAAGCUGGAUCCUGUGAUUGGUAGAGAUGAGGAAAUCAGAAGGGUCAUUCGCAUUCUUUGCAGGAGAACAAAGAACAAUCCUGUCCUAAUUGGCGAGCCAGUGAUAUCGCUUGACUUGGGAGCUCUCAUUUCUGGAGCUAAGUACCGCGGGGAGUUCGAGGAGCGCCUUAAAGCAGUAUUGAUGGAGGUAAAGAAUGCAGAGGGUUCGGUUAUUCUCUUCAUUGAUGAAAUUCACAUGGUCAUGGGGGCCGGCAAGACAGACGGAGCCAUGGAUGCUGCAAAUCUUUUAAAGCCAAUGCUCGCAAGAGGGGAGCUUCGUUGCAUUGGGGCAACGACUCUCGAUGAAUACCGAAAGCACGUGGAGAAGGACGCUGCUUUUGAGAGACGCUUUCAGCAGGUGCAUGUUCAUGAGCCAUCUGUCUCGGCAACUAUUUCUAUUCUUAGAGGCUUGAAAGAUCGCUAUGCUGCACAUCACGGCGUGCGAAUAUUGGACAGUGCCCUUGUAGAGGCGGCUCAGCUGGCGGACCGGUACAUUACAUCCAGGUUUCUACCUGAUAAGGCCAUAGAUCUCAUGGACGAGGCUUGUGCCAUCGCUCGCGUCCAGGUUGACAGCAAGCCGGAAAUUAUGGAUCGCCUGGAACGACUUAUAUUCCAGCUAGAGGUUGAGGCGACAGCCUUGUCAAAAGAAAGCGAUGCUGCGUCUCAAGAGCGCCUCACAGAGGUCCGACAAGAGAUUGCAAAACACAGGGAAACACUGAAACCUCUUCAGCUCCAGUACACCCGCGAAAAAGAAACGCUUGAUGAGUUGCGGCAGCUUGCUUUGAAAGAGGACGAGUUGAAAGCAAAGAUUGAAAAGGCUGAGAGGCUCGGUCAAAUGGACCUCGUGGCAGAGCUGCGGUAUGACGCACUUCCUGGACUCCAGAAACGUCUGAUGGAGUUGCGCAAGGUGCAGGAGACGUAUGAGAAAACGCACAAGCCUUUGUUAACAGAGGUAGUUGGUCCGGAGCAGAUAGCUGACGUUGUGCAUCGCUGGACGAAUAUUCCCGUGCAGAAGUUGACGCAGACAGAAAAGGAGAGACUGCUACGCCUCAAAGAAAAGCUGUCACAGCGUGUCGUUGGCCAGCUUCCAGCUGUAAUCGCAGUGUCUGAGUCCAUAUUGAGAUCAGCUGCCGGCCUCGCCAGGCGCAAUAAACCCAUCGGAAGUUUCCUUUUCCUGGGCCCGACCGGCGUCGGGAAGACAGAGUUAUGCAAAGCUGUGGCUGAAGAGUUAUUCGACACAAAGGAACGAAUUGUGCGACUGGAUAUGUCAGAGUACAUGGAAGCUCAUUCUGUUGCCAGACUUAUUGGGGCGCCACCGGGGUACGUUGGCCACGAAGAAGGCGGGCAACUUACAGAGGCAGUCAGGCGCAAUCCCUACUCAGUGGUGCUACUGGAUGAAGUGGAGAAGGCUCAUCAUCAAGUGUGGAAUGUACUCCUCCAAGUGCUUGACGAAGGGCGCCUCACUGACUCUCAAGGUCGCACUGUUGACUUCUCAAAUUGCUUGCUCAUCUUGACCUCCAACAUUGGUGCCCAUCAUCUCCUGGCAGCAUCGGAAAAAUGCUCCAUAGCUGGCCCGGAAAAAGCAGAGGCGAUCUUCGCUGAAGCUUUUGCAAAAGUGAUGAAGGAAGUGCGGCAAUUGUUCAGACCGGAACUGCUCAAUCGCCUGGACGACAUUGUUGCCUUCAAAGCGCUGAGCGAUAGCGAUCUCAAAGCGGUGAUGCGGCUUCAAGUCGAGGAAGUUCGGCACCGCCUUCGCGAGAAGCGCAUUGACUUGCAACUGACCGACAGGGCGUUGGAACAUGCUCUAGAAGAAGCGUUUGAUCCAGCAUUUGGGGCUCGACCCCUCAAGCGAUACCUCGAGAAGCACAUCGUUUCUGAACUCUCCGUCAUGCUGCUCAGCGGGAACUUGGGGCCAGAUCAUGAAGCCAUAGCCGACUGGAGUGACGAAGAAAACAAGUGGAAGUGGCGUAUCACCCGCCUGCAUGCAACAGAGGGGGAGGGACAAAACGAGAUGGAGACAGACGCUUUCGGAGACGGGCUAGCCCGGUCAAUUUCGCAAAGCAGUCGCACAAGCUCGUAUACGGGGCGGUCCGAGGCAAUGCAUGCGGCGAAUACAAAACGAUUCAGGUACUAA